Molecule: messenger RNA, 999 nt
Organism: Cryptotermes secundus
Lineage: Eukaryota; Metazoa; Arthropoda; Insecta; Blattodea; Kalotermitidae
Product: synaptotagmin-7-like
Biological process (GO): calcium-ion regulated exocytosis; vesicle fusion; regulation of calcium ion-dependent exocytosis
Cellular component (GO): axon; membrane; synapse
Molecular function (GO): calcium-dependent phospholipid binding; SNARE binding; phosphatidylserine binding
Source: RefSeq, a predicted model, not a curated record
UGUACACAACGGCGUGGGUAGUGUCCAGCCGGGACUCGAAAUCAAUCCCCCUCGCUGACCGUGUGCACUGAUCCGGUUCUUCAUUUCAAUUUAAAGCAGACGAAAUAAAACUGCAGUAACUCUUAACGCAACUAAAACAAAGCAGCAACGUAAAUAACAAUACUAACAAUAACAAUAAUAGUAAUAGUAAUAAUAACAAUAAUAAUAUUAAUUUACGGGAAAGUCACAAUACGUAACAGCAACAAUAAGAACAACUCUGAAGGCCGAGCACCUGUUGGAUUAGGCAAUAAUGUGAGCUGCAGUGAGAUCGAUUGGAGGCGGUGCGCUGAAUCUUGUGUUCUAUUUCUGUUGGAAGUGUUGCCAUGACGACGUCGAGAUGUCCCACGUGACCCAACGGCGAUGGACGUGACUGACCUGCUCCUGACCGCCAUUCCCAUCACGCUUGGCGUUACCCUCAUUCUGUGCUGCUAUUUCCACAAGUGCGCCCCAUCCAGGAAGAAGUCAUCACCAGAAGCAGGCAUUGUGACGGUCUCGAUCCUGGAGUCUCUGCCCAUGGUGCCAAAUGUCAGAGUGCUGCCCUAUGUGGAAAACAAACAGAAUACAGUGGCUCAGCAGUUGCAGCAGAAUAUAGCGACCCUGCAGUUGGACAGGAGCAGCAUGGAUCAUACACGGGGGCACAUAUCUUUCACUCUCAAGUACAAUGCUCAUGACACCAAACUAAAAGUCCUCAUUCAGUCUGCCAGGAAUCUCCCGAUGAGAGAUUUUUUCCCUGGGAAAUGCGACCCCUAUGUUUGGGUGACACUGUUACCUGACAGGAAAUAUCGCUUCAAGACAAAGGUCAAGAAGAACAUGCAUCAACCCCACUGGUGCGAGACCUUCUGCUUUGAGGAUCUUCCAAUUGAAAAGUUGCAGACGCAGGUUCUGCAGCUACAUGUGUUUGACUAUGAUCGAAUCACCAGAGAUGACUCAAUAGGAGAAGUUUUGCUACCACUUUGGCAG